CUGUUCACUAUUUUAAAACCGCAGUACUUAGUAUAGCCGCGGUGUCAUGUCACGUAGCUUUGAACUAACGUCAGAGCUAGCUUAGCUAGCUAACCAGUCUCAAAUCAGAAGCUAACGCUAACAGCUGUGUUCUUUAAACACUAACGUUACGUCACGUUAACCGCCAAUGCUGUUUAUGUUUUCUGGGGUAACGUUAAUUUAUGUUAAGCAUGCUGUCUCGUAAAACAAAUACUUUUAAAACGUUGGUCUAUGUUUCGUGACUGUAAGUUACGGUUCGGUAUCUGCUCAUUGCCUCCGUUAGCUUAUCGUGUUUACGGCCAGGAAAGUAACACGCCUUUUGUUUAUUGUGCUGCAGGUCUUCAGGAUUUUGUUUAUUGUGCUGCAGGUCUUCAGGAUUUUGUUUAUUGUGCUGAAGGUCUUCAGGAUUUUGUUUAUUGUGCUGAAGGUCUUCAGGAUUUUGUUUGCAUCGACUGCUGAUUUCUCUGCACGUGUCAACAUGGUGAACGUACACAAAGGUGUCCUUGUUGAAUGCGAUCCUGCCAUGAAGCAGUUCCUCCUCUACCUGGAUGAGAAGAUGGCCCUGGGAAAGAAGUUCAUCCUCAAGGACCUGGACGACACGCACGUCUUCAUCCUGGCAGAGGUGGUGCAGACCCUGCAGGAGAGAGUUGGCGAGUUAAUGGACCAGAAUUCAUUCACCGUCACGCAGAAAUAACAAAGAAGUCUCGCUUCUUGGACUUGAGGCUGUUUUUUUGAGUUUGUCCUUAAAUGAACAUUGUCUGCAAUGUUUUAACUGCAGACUGAAAUGGUGCAUUUGCUCAUUAUUUUGUUGGAAUAAUUUGAAAAAAAAAGUAAAUGUUUACCUGUGUGA
Anarrhichthys ocellatus (wolf-eel) is the source of this 868-nucleotide messenger RNA. RefSeq names its product general transcription factor IIH, polypeptide 5 (gene gtf2h5). The coding region runs from base 497 to 712 and encodes 71 amino acids. NCBI's taxonomy places the organism in Eukaryota, Metazoa, Chordata, Actinopteri, Perciformes, Anarhichadidae. Gene Ontology annotation, biological process: nucleotide-excision repair, preincision complex assembly; transcription initiation at RNA polymerase II promoter; nucleotide-excision repair. The transcript has 2 exons. The record is from RefSeq and is a predicted model, not a curated record. Gene Ontology annotation, cellular component: transcription factor TFIIH holo complex; transcription factor TFIIH core complex.